AUAGACAUCAUGGUACACAAGGAAGUACAAACGUGGGAAGGUGCAAAAACGGUAGUACAGUCUUGUGACUUUUGUGAAGUAGUUGCUUGGUACUCUUGCUCAAAUCUUUGUGUCUCCUACUCUCCUAUAUAUGAAGCAUGACAUAUAGUUGAAACACAUAACAUACGUUGGUGUUGGUUUAUAAACCAGAAGAGGUGAAUUCGGAGGGGACUUUGGCGCCUAGGAUCGGUGUAGUCUAUGUCUGAGGCGGUCACGACGACGAUGAUUCAUCGUCGUGCUUAGGCACCAAAGUCACCACCAUAUUCAGUACUACUCUUUUUUCAGGAUUUUUUUUUCCCCGCUCUUACAGUGGGUCGUCAGCAGGUAACAUCCUCGGAUCCCUCUGCUACUUCAAACCAUGUACCACUUUUCUCGAAUAGAAAGCCGAGCAUCCCAGCUGUCAGAACAUCGGUCGAUAUAGUAGCCAAAUUUCGUUCCCACGGUGAGUAUUAGAAUUGUGUUUUACUCGAUACAUGUGAAUAAGGUUUCUCUUUUGCUUUGAUUCUUGCCACAGAAUUUCGAUCAUGAGACCUCUGCUUCUUGAACGGGGAAACUAUUCCGUUUUGAGUAAGCAUCGACAUGUUUCCUCUUGCCUGUACAUAUGGUUGACAAAAUCCAUUAAAGAGCUUACCUAAUCUGAUCUUCGAGAUCACAUAAGAUAUGGGAUGAAGAAAUUAUUAAUAAAGGAAAAGGGCAUCUGAUCCGCUGUCCAUGUGAUGAUGCAACUUGAAGAGUGGGAUUCAUAAUUAUGACUAGAUUUGAAUGAAUUCAAAUGGAGAUCUUUCAGUUUUCACUUUCAGAAGAACAGUGAGCAAACCGGGGAAAAUUCAACUCCGUGUUUUGGUUUGGGCAAUCCAACGUCUCCCGUCCGAUCCACCAACCGUCCCGUCCAUCUCGCCGGCGGCCGGUCAAACAACAAACCAAAUAAACAAUAAACAACAAAACGAAACAAGAAAACAGGGUACCAGUUGGCGCCGCGCAAUUCCCCCCACUCCCUCUCGCCACAGGGGAGAAAAAACGCGUAUUCUCCUCCUUCGCCACAGCCCGUAUUCUACUCCUCUCAAUCAUCGCCACCCGCCGCCAUUAUCUCUAGUUUCUCUGCUCUAUAAAUUGGAUUGAGAAUCGUAGCCGGCGCCUAUCCUCUCCUUACCCAUUUCCCCAUCCCCUGUUUCUAUCUUUAACCCUUUUUUGAGUUUUUUUUCCCCUCUCACUCUGUUUUUCUCGUCCGCGAAAUUUUUUUGACUUUGGAAGUAGCUUGCGCUGUAUUCCACUAUAUAUUUAAUCGUUGUCAAUCCAUUUUGGGAUCCGUCUCUUGGUGGGUCUCUCUCUCUCCUGGGAGGAGAAUCGGGCGAUCUCUGAGCUCCAGUUCCCAGCUGGUCAAGGGGAGGGGGAAAAGAUGGCAGAGACUCAACCAAACAAACCCUUGAUCCAGCCAUCAUCGACUCGAAAGCUCCCAGAUUUCAAGAAAUCGGUGAAGCUGAAAUACGUGAAGCUCGGUUACCACUACCUCAUCACUCAUGGCAUGUACCUCUGCCUUUCGCCACUAGUAGUCAUUCUCACAGCUCAGCUCUCGACUUUCUCCUUCGAAGAUCUCCACGACUUGUGGGAACAUCUCCAGUACAAUCUCAUCUCCGUGAUUGUGUGCUCAACCCUGAUGGUCUUCCUCUUCACGCUCUACUUCAUGACACGCCCUCGACCAGUCUACCUCGUCAACUUCUCGUGUUACAAGCCGGAUGAAUCGCGCCAAUGCACCAAGAAGAUCUUCAUGGAUCGAUCUCGUUUGGCCGGAUCGUUCACCGAGGAGAGCCUCGAGUUCCAGAAGAAGAUCCUGGAACGAUCUGGGUUAGGAGACAACACUUAUCUCCCAGAUGCUGUCCUGACAGUCCCUCCAAAUCCGUCCAUGCAGGAAGCGAGGAAAGAAGCCGAGGCGGUGAUGUAUGGAGCUAUUGAUGAGCUUCUCGCGAAGACUUCGGUUAAUCCGAAAGAUAUCGGGGUUUUGAUCGUGAAUUGCAGCUUGUUUAACCCUACACCGUCGCUAUCAGCAAUGGUGAUCAACCAUUACAAGCUUCGUGGUAACAUUGUGAGCUACAAUCUUGGUGGGAUGGGAUGCAGUGCUGGUCUGAUCUCCAUAGCUCUUGCUCAAGAUCUUCUCCAGGUCCAUCCCAAUUCCUAUGCUUUGGUCAUAAGCAUGGAGAACAUCACCUUGAAUUGGUACUUUGGGAAUGAUAGAUCGAAGCUUGUUUCGAACUGCUUGUUUAGAAUGGGAGGUGCUGCGAUUUUGCUCUCCAACAAGAGAUCCGAUAAGAGGAGGUCCAAGUAUGAGUUAGUUCAUACAGUUCGCACUCAUAAAGGUUCUGAUGAUAAAUGCUUCUCGUGUGUCACUCAAGAAGAGGAUGCUAACGGGAAAGUCGGUGUAACUCUGUCCAAAGAUCUUAUGGCAGUGGCAGGGGAUGCAUUGAAGACUAAUAUUACUACUUUGGGACCUCUCGUGCUUCCAAUGUCGGAACAGCUUCUGUUCUUUGGUACAUUGGUAGGGAAGAAGGUUCUGAAGAUGAAGAUUAAGCCAUACAUUCCUGAUUUCAAGCUGGCAUUCGAGCAUUUCUGCAUCCAUGCUGGUGGGAGAGCGGUGCUGGACGAGUUGGAGAAGAACUUGCACUUAUCCGAUUGGCACAUGGAGCCAUCGAGAAUGACUCUGUACCGCUUCGGUAACACCUCGAGCAGCUCGCUGUGGUAUGAGCUGGCUUAUUCAGAAUCUAAAGGAAGGAUUCGGAAGGGAGACAGGACAUGGCAGAUCGCAUUUGGUUCGGGUUUCAAGUGCAACAGUGCUGUGUGGAAGGCUUUGAGGACUAUUAACCCUGCAAAGGAGAAGAACCCAUGGAUGGAUGAGAUCGAUAACUUCCCGGUCGAUGUUCCUAAGGUGUCAACAAUUGGUUAGGGAUUUAGGAUCCAGACUAAUGUGAUUUAACAUUCUUGGAGGGGAGAUGAGGAGGUUGAGUUGAGCGACUGUAUUGAUUUUAAGGGGCGUUAUUCGUUUGGCACAUUCAGGCUUAAGACUGGCUAACUACAUGGCCAUGAGUAGCUGAGUCUAGAGUCCUGAUUGACAUGUUGGUCUUUUUUGAGGAUCUGUAACUUGGCUUCAUUUGUUGGGAUUCCCACUUGGCUUCUACUUUGGUUUCAACUUGAAUCAAUGAUGAUCUUUGUUUUCUCAAAAUCAUGCUCUGCUAAUUAGUAGCUAAUUCAAGUUUCAAUGCCUGCUCAAAGCACUCUUAAUGGAUUGGAUUCGAUUUGUCUGAAUCGUUACCCAUUCAGAAAACAGAAACAGAACAGUGGCUUCACCACUGGACCAAUAAAUGAACAUACCUCGUAUUGUCGUACAUUCUAAUGGUAAUAGCAGCAACAAUUGGAACCUCGAAGAAUUAAAUCAUCAUCUCACUAAGCAAAUGAGAAACGGGGCAAACUGAAUUAGCUUAAAAGUAACAAUGAUCCAGCAGCAACCAAAUCAACCUAACAAGAUACAGAAGUCUGACAUUUUCCAUGACUAACUCUCUAAACAUCAGAAGACAAUCUCAGGUGUGUUAGCAAGCAGGAAACCUGCUGCUUCUACAGAAGUUCUCUAUUCUUUGGACGAUUUGUUGAUGAGGGACUUGUGGAUGUGAGGAAUGACUCCACCGCCAGCAAUGGUGCCCUUGAUUAGGGUAUCGAGCUCUUCAUCACCACGGAUUGCUAGCUGCAAGUGCCUUGGAGUUAUACGUUUCACCUUCAGAUCUUUGCUUGCGUUCCCAGCCAAUUCCAGUACUUCUGCAGUCAGAUACUCGAGAAUAGCAGCGGAAUAGACAGCAGCUGUAGCUCCAACCCUCCCGUGAGCUGUUGUCCUUAGUUUCAGGAGGCGAUGGAUGCGACCCACUGGAAACUGCAAGUUAUCCAACAAGGCAAAAUUGAGAACCAUUGAAGCCCAAUUUCUCACAUUUCAAUCAAUUAAGGCAAGUAAUAGACACAGGACACAUAACAGACAAAAAAACUAUCCUGAAAAACAUGCAGUGGCAAGUGAACAAUGAGGGCGCUAUAAAACGAAAUGAGUCGCAAAGCCUACGAUUUAACAGAACAAGCACCGGAAAACUGCCUCGGGUUACUUUAAGAAAUUCGACCUAAAUAGACUCACACAACACGGCUAGUUCACACUUUCUCAGUGUUCCCCCGCGUAUGGCAUUCGCAUAUCAAGGUC
This is a messenger RNA of Linum tenue, 4261 nucleotides long. The record is from the annotation of a GenBank genome assembly. NCBI's taxonomy places the organism in Eukaryota, Viridiplantae, Streptophyta, Magnoliopsida, Malpighiales, Linaceae.